AUGUGCUCGUUUUUAUUAUGCUUGAAUGCAUGUGGUGUUGGCCAGGAAACCGUUCUGCAAAUAAUUGGCACGUCGGAUACGGUGCCAACAGCAGCGGUGGAUCUGUCAUUGCUCUACCAGGGUGAUCCAUCUUUGCCUUCGUCUCUCCAGUUGAACUACUCGCACGCACACUUUGUUGCCACUCCGCCUCCUCCCCCUACCCCUCCGCCCUCUCCAGCUCUGAGCAGCAGUUGUGGCAACCGCAUCCCACCCCACUUUGCUCACCCCGCAGGAGUGCUGCACUUAACAAGUGGCCACCAGCAAUUUGGAGCCUCAAGCAGCUGGAGUCAUACGCCGCAGCCGACGCCUGUUCUGGACGGCUUGCGGGCAUCUAUUAGCUCGCAGGCAUCUAUGCUCUGCAUGCCAUCAACUGUAGGCAGCUCGGACAGCAUCCCAGUUGGUCAGGUGUCACAAAUUGAGUGCCAGCUAGCAUCGCGAAAACAAGGAUUUCAGGUACCGUCCUCCUAUUCCAUUCCUAGCAAUGGCAACGGAUAUCUAGGCGGACGCAAGAAUUGUAAAGAUAGUGCUGCCGCCAGCAUGCCGGCGCUGGCGGGAGAACGCCUCACGGCAGAGCUGCAGCAGCAUUUAGGGGCUGCUAUAGUUGCUGCAGCAGCUGCAAGUGCGGUGCCUGUGCAGCAUCAACCGCCUGCCAUACCGAUUAGCUCCAAUUCAUCAUUUUGGACCCAGCAGCAACAGCUCCAUGAUAUGCAGCACCACCAGGAGCAACCGCAACAGCAGCUGCAAUCGCACCUGAGGGCAUCAUGUAACUGGGCGGACCUGCAGCUUCUUAGUCAACUCUGUAUGGCUCAUCCUCAACAAAUUUCGAAGCCCAACGAACCGCCCAGGGUGCUUCCCCAACAGCAUGCGCAGCGGGGGCAGAUUCAUCAACAUGAUGAUUUGCAGCAGUCAAUUCUGCACAGGCAGAUACAACAGGCCCAGCAAGAACAGGCAAACCGGUUGUCUUCCAACCAACUACAUGAAUUUAGCGGGUCUCGUCCGUCAUCCGCCUCUCCCCCAAUAAGCUUGCAACAACUGCAGCAGCACAUCCAGACACUACAGCUGCAAUACAAGGAGGGCGAGCAGCAGAAGGAGAAUAUUGCUAGUGCAAGGUCUUUUCUCCCACACGCUGGGCAAAUGAACGAAGAGACGCAGGUGCUGCUCUCGAAACAGGUGCAGCAAGAGCUGCAGCAUCACUUGCAACAAGAGCUUCAGCGGCGCCUGCCCCAGAAUCUGCAACAGAGCCAACACUACCGCCCACCUCAAGCAGAGCUACCACCUGUCCAGCGGUGGGCACUACCCCAUGCGACACUGCUGCACGGCGAGCAGCACUAUCCACUUACGUGGUCAGACCCAGGGCAGGGACAAUUCCAACAGCUGCAACAGCUCCAGCCACUUCGAGACAGGGCCUUAUUAAACCAGGACCCCGCCGAUGCAGCUAAGAUCCAACACCUCGAGCCUGAGCUACUGCAGCAACCAUCACAAGAUGCCCCAAUCGAGCCGCUUUCUCCAGUGCCGCCUCCCCAGUGGGCGCAAAUCCCGCAACACCAACAGCAACAACAAGCACAGCAACCACCUCAGCAGCGAAAUGAUGUGAGGAUCUCAUUAGCUUCCCCUCAGGGCAUUCCCGGUUGUACCUCCCCUAGACUGUCCGCUCAGCUACCACAACGGGAACAAUCGGCCAUUUUGUUAGAGGCUAAGGAGCCUAUUAACACCGCCACCCUACCUCAGCACCCAGAAAGUGCCGCAUACGGUCUGACACAACCUGUGUUAAAGGGGUUCGUGCAUUCUGCGCUUUCCCAGGUCAUCCAGUCUGAAGAAGAAACAUGUGACCCUCUCGCAGUGCGCAAGCUUCUAGAGGACCUUCUUAAGAUCAUGAACCUCACCACAACCGAGGAAGCUCCGAAAUGCCAGGGACCGAAGGUGGCUACGCUUAACCAUACAACAGACACUUCGUUGGACAACGAAGCAUCGAGCGGAGUUCAAAAAAUGGUAAAAGAAAUCGGGACUCGGACAACGGAAGAAGUGGAAGUGUGCUCCAUCCAACCUAAAAAGGUACUGUGCAUUUAA
Messenger RNA from Eimeria mitis, 2106 nucleotides. RefSeq lists its product as uncharacterized. The transcript has a single exon. Lineage: Eukaryota; Apicomplexa; Conoidasida; Eucoccidiorida; Eimeriidae. The coding region runs from base 1 to 2106 and encodes 701 amino acids. The record is from RefSeq and is a predicted model, not a curated record.